Molecule: messenger RNA, 1113 nt
Organism: Daldinia vernicosa
Lineage: Eukaryota; Fungi; Ascomycota; Sordariomycetes; Xylariales; Hypoxylaceae
Product: DUF159-domain-containing protein
Exons: 2
Coding region: 1-1113 (370 amino acids)
Biological process (GO): DNA damage response
Molecular function (GO): single-stranded DNA binding
Source: RefSeq, a predicted model, not a curated record
AUGCCUGUAGAUGAUGCGCCAGACGAUGAAGGUGAUGCAGCGCCAAGGCAAAGCUAUAAUUUUGCUCCUGGCUACCACGGCGUCGUUUACCGCGCCGAUGUGCCAGACUGGGGUGCCGGUCCUCAAAGGCAGCAUACUAAUUCCUCUGGCGAGGCCGUAAAAGAGUCGCAUGCCGGAGGUGGGGGUAAUGAUCCUGCAUCAAAGUCCAAGUCUGUUAGUUACAAGCUGCAGAGCAUGAAAUGGGGGUUGAUACCUUUCUGGACUAAGCGUAAUCCUGAUUACGGUUCUAUGAUGAAGACAAUCAACUGCCGAGAUGAUUCUCUCGCCCAGAGUGGUGGUAUGUGGAGUACGAUGAAGGCUCGAAAGCGAUGUAUCGUUGUUGCGGAAGGCUUCUACGAAUGGCUGAAGAAGGAUGGGAGUAAAGAUAAGAUCCCGCAUUUUGUUAAGCGGAAGGACGGCAAACUAAUGUGUUUCGCUGGAUUAUGGGAUGUGGUGCAAUACGAAAAUAGCAAGCAGAAGCUUUACACCUAUACAAUCAUCACCACAGAUUCAAACAAGCAACUCAACUUUCUUCAUGAUCGCAUGCCCGUUAUUCUAGAUAACGGGUCUGAAGAUAUCCGAACCUGGUUAGACCCUAAGCGUUCCGAGUGGUCGAAAGAGCUGCAGGCUCUGUUGAAACCUUUUGAGGGAGAGUUAGAAGUCUAUCCCGUUAGCAAAGACGUGGGCAAAGUUGGGAACAACUCGCCUAACUUUGUCGUCCCCAUCGACAGCAAGGAGAAUAAGUCUAAUAUCGCAAAUUUCUUUGCCAAGGGCACCGCGAAGAAGAAUGCAACGGAACAGCAACCGCAAGUCAAAGUCAAGAAGGAAGAGGGAUUCGUCACCGAAGAUCUGACAAAAACAAAAGAAGAAAGUAAACCAGCAACUGGCCUUAAAAGAGAAGCUGAAGAUAAGUUAGUCGGCAGUGAGCCUCCGAAGAAAGUGGCUACGAUCACGUCGCCGCAAAAGGGUGCGAAACAAAAGAUUAGCGCCACCAGUAAUAGAACUAAGAGCCCGAAUAAAGCGAACCAACCUGGUACGCAAAAGAUAACGAAAUUCUUCGCAAAUAGCUCUUGA